This is a messenger RNA of Numida meleagris (helmeted guineafowl), 8472 nucleotides long. It is a transcript of the gene SLC29A4, whose product is annotated as solute carrier family 29 member 4. The transcript is spliced from 12 exons. Gene Ontology annotation, biological process: nucleoside transmembrane transport. Lineage: Eukaryota; Metazoa; Chordata; Aves; Galliformes; Numididae. The coding region runs from base 5804 to 7486 and encodes 560 amino acids. The record is from RefSeq and is a predicted model, not a curated record. Gene Ontology annotation, molecular function: monoamine transmembrane transporter activity; nucleoside transmembrane transporter activity. Gene Ontology annotation, cellular component: plasma membrane.
UUGCAUGCCUCUGGUACUUGGGCAUCUGUAGCCCACAGUGGCUGAUACACUUGGUUUUGUUCUUUUUUUUUUUUUAAGGACUUGGGAUGCACUUUCUCUCCUGUAGGUUGUUCUGUUUCCUUGGCAGAGUAGCAAUAACCUUUUUUAUACUUUUAUUAAUUAUCCAAAGCAAUGAUUCUGUCAGACUGGAUGGAAGUUCCUGCAGGGUAUGGCAGCCCUAUUAUUUAAACAGCCUUAAGGUUUUCAGCUGGAAGGUGUGACUCAAUUCUUGCUUCUCUUCAGCCUGGGCUGAGUGUGACUGCUCUGAUGGUGAAGGUUCGGGGCUUUUUUCCAGAUACUGAUGUAAAUAUAAAUGAUUUUGAAAGGUUAAUUUUCUUCUGUUGGAUAACCAUGCUCUUGUUUUUAUUUCCCCUUCUGUCGGAGUACCUCUUGUGAUGCUCUCCAAGGACUGGUUGUCUCUGGCAAUUUUGGAAUAAAUCCUUAACAGCCCUGACCCUGGCUAGGGCUGUCCAAGGCUGAGCAGUGCUGCAGUCUAUUUUUAGGGUUGUAAUGUGCCUUCUCUUAAGUCUUGGAUAACAGUUAGCGAGCAAACGAUGAGCAGAGUACUUGGUGUUACUUUCCUUUGCCAAAAUGAACCUGCUUUGCCUUUCGCAUAGGGAUGUGGGAUGCUUCCUUUCCACAAUUCACUGUUUGCAAAGUGAGGAUAGAAGUAGACAAGGAAACUGCAGAUCUUGAGGGCAGGACAGAACCUGGACUUCGCUGGGUGUGUGAACUCCCUACCAUGACUAAAUGGUGACGUGCUUCUAGGAUUUGGUAACAAAGCUUCUGUCAGACAAUAGAAGUCGGUGGCUGUUGUUCCCUGAGCACUGUGUGGGUAGGUGGGCUUCCAUUUCAUGUGAGAACUGAAGGCAGUGGUUGCCCCUGCCUAAGGGAGCUAUCUGUGUCAGUGAGGCUGCUGUCACCAUGGGCAGAUGUUCUUACAAACUUGUGGGAAGUAAGGGAUGGGGCUUGUUUGUUCAGUGAAAACCCCUGACUGUCCUAAAGAGUUGACUUGAUUGGUUUGUGGCGUCCUCUCCAGAAUCCAGCACGUUCAAAGCAAACUGCUGAGCCAUGCUGAAAAUCUCAUCCAGUCUUGACUUUAAGCUCUGGCUGACAACUGAAUUCCAUGGUCUGGAAUUACUUUUUUUUUUUUUUCCCUAGUGCUUUCAGCUUUGCUGUGCAGCACCUAACUGCAGAGUAAGAGACAAGUCUUGCAGUGAGCUUUGCUGGCAGACUGAACCUCACGGGAGCUGUCACGUGUCUGCUCGUUCCAGACUGAGGCUGGUGUCAUUCCUGGUAAUGUACCUGGAGGCUUGGCACGGACUCCACAAGCAGAAUUAAGCAGUCAACAUACAUAAGCAACACAGGUCUACUAAGCACAAGUCUUAACACUUCUGAGUUGUAACAAAGGCCAUAUCACAUAGCGAGAUACUGCUAUCACCUUUAUUAUGUUUACUAGCUUUUACUGCCAAAAAUGGAUAUACUUACCAUACUGAUACUAAUCCUUUCUUGGUUUUUACACCUGCAUGUUUUUCACUGGUGAGUUGGGAGAUUGUGUAUUCACUGUAGUUGUCUUCAGUGUGCUGUAGUGCCCUCCUCCUGUACCACAGACUGGCUGGUGACACACUGUGCUGUGUUUGCUCUGCUCCUAAUUGGAGGCCAGUUAAAGUUGUGUUUUUCUCCUGUUUUAAUAAGGAAAGUCGUCUUAGGGAGAGAAAGCAGAAAUAUUCUGGGGUGAGUGAGAACAUGGGAUUAAUAGGAUGGAGCAGGAGGUGUCUGGUCCCAGCCAGCAGUGUAUUUAGCAUGGUGACAGUCUGUUGUGUUGUUUAAGUUCAUUAUAUGAGGAUAAUUUUUUUUCUCAGAUAAACACAACUGAUCUCAUUUCCCUCUGGCCACCUGAGUGUGGGGCCGGUGACUGAACUCCGAUGCCCCAUGGGUCGGGUGGUGCUGGGCAUUUCUGUUCUGAUGGUCCAGAAGCCUCAGAUUCCCCAGGGUAACCAGGGAGGCUGCGUGGGCUAGCCCUCCAGUAUGGGAACUACUGAACAACCUCUCUCAUUUUAAGCUGACCUUCCUUGGAAGGACAGUGCUCGUUCUGUGUCAGUGGGCAUCUCUCUCUGGAUGUGGACUGUACCUCUUGACCCUCAUCAGUGUUAGGGACAGAAAUGGACAACAGAAAUAACCAAAGCUGGGGAAAGGGGAGAGGGUGGGGGGGGGGGAAUGCUUUAAACUUGGAAUCUGAAACUCAGGUCUUCAAUUGCAGUGGGAUCUGUUCCCAGCGAGUGAUGUAGGGAAAGAGCUGUUUCACUUGAGGUGCAAGUAGGCAACAAGUGUAUGCAGUUUGCUGCUGUCUCAACAUCUGUGUGCUUACCCUACUUCAUCUCUCAUGUUCUGAGGCAGAAAGCUUUAAUCUGCUCUGGACUCUUCUUAUGUCAGAGUUUCCAAAAUACAAGUGAUAGAUACACAUCUAGCAGUUAACAGGCUGGGCCUGGCAGAGGAGCAGGAAGUUAAAAGCAUAUCAAAGUUAGCAAAAGCUGUUUCUUUAGAGCUCUGCUCUGUUCAGCAAGUGCAGUUGUGUGAGUGCUCCCUCCGGCACCGCCUUGCUUCGAGUCCUGGGUGAGUUCCUUACACCUAUUUCUACAGAGAUGGGUUGGGAGCACAGAGGGGUGGGCUGUCCGUGUCUGCCUCAGUGUGAAUCCCAGAGAGCUCUAAACACAGAGGCAGGUGUCUCCACAAAGGGAACGUGUCUGAUCUGUGUGUAAUAGUAAAAGGGAGGGGUGAACUGAGGAGCCCCCAGCUCUGGGUAGGUUAGCAUGGAGCCCUGAGGAGCUGAUGAGCAGAAAGCUUUGCUACGUCCCAUGCUGUGCUCUCUUGGCUCUAAUAAUGGCAUUAGCACCAAAGCAACACGCAGUAAGACUGCAGAAUUUCCUCCCUUGUAGCUCUCUAAGCUGCUCAAUAGACCACUUAGAUGUGCAGGCGUUCUGCUGUUGUUUGCAGAGCAACAGGAGGCUUUGUCCAAAGCACUGGUGGGGAUUAACCACUGCAGAGAUGUGGAAAGUCUUGUUCUGUGCUCCAGCUGUCCUGGCUAACAGUCGCCUUGGUUUAACGUGUUAACAUCUGAGAGCAAGGCAGAGUGUCAUCUCCACAUGUGCAGAGCAGGCCUUUGUCUUUCUGGAAUCUGCCACACAAAGGAAGGCCUGCAAUGAAGAAAGCAUGGCUCGGACUGUAAAUAAAUCCUUUCAGAUUCCGGUUGCACAACCAAAGGAAUUGAGCAAAUUCCAGCUUUUUUUUUUGAACUGUGACAUGCCUUUGUUUUUACCACACUCCAGAUUGGCCAAUCCCAUCUUACACUGCCCUGAAAACAAUGGGCAAGGAGUUUUCAUGCUGGCUUGCCAAUGGCUGCAGCUGUGCUCGUUGCAGGUGUCUUGGUGCCGUGGCCGCAGCAGUUGUGCGCUGCCUUCCCCCGCUGCCUUUGCAUGCGUCCAACUCGUUUCUCAGGAGUGGUGGGGCCGGAUGAGAUGAGGGUGACGCUGCGUGUUCUGGACGCUGUGGCCCAAACCCAAGUGCCAGCAGUAGUAAAGCUUCCAUCUUUGCUGUGCAGCAGCUCUCAGUGAAACUCAGCUUGGGUUUUGCAGAGACUGGGAAAGGAGCAGCUGAGCUUCUUCUGAUUUAUUUUGCUUGAAACCGUGACUUCUCCCCUCGCUCCUCCUUAAAGCUCUUUUUGAGGGGCUUACGUUUGUGUUUUUCUCCUCAGCGGUGACAAUCAAUAAAGCCCAACUCUGCUGGAAGGAAGAACGCGCUACGGGGGAUUCCUGGAGGCUGCCCCAAUCCAGCAUCUCCCGGCCCCGAUCCAGCAUCUCCCGGCCCAAUGAGCUGGUGUCACCUUAUUCCUCCCUGUGGGUUUAAUCUGCACUCGGAGCAGUGAGGUGAGUCCCUGAUGGAAUAGGGAGAGAACGCCUCCAAAGCGCUGUGACUUGCAGCCCGAAGCACUGACAUUUGGUGAGGGAUGCUCUGCGGUUUGCUGGCCCAGGGGAGGCCCUGGGCUGGAGCUGAGCUGUGAGAUGUCCCCAGUGCCAUUGGGAUCGGUCCAGCAUCGCCCCGCUGCGCGCGGAGCACCGCAUCUGGUGGGUGUUUGGGCUGUUAAAGUGGGUCAAGCGGAAACUCAGGGAGCAUCCAAGCUCGCAGCCCUCGCGCCAGCUCCAUCACAGCUGAAUUAUUCAGGUCCAGCUGAAAAAUUGAAGAGCGCGGCAAAGCUCAGCGGGAACACUCAGCUCAGGGCCCCGGUGCUCAGCCCCAAACCAGCACGGGGCACCCGGGGGGGGCAGGCGGGGUCUGAUGCUGACAUAUGGGAAGGCAGAGUGGGGAAAGAGCGCUCAGAAGGGAUCCAUCCCAGCGCUGCCCUGAGCUGCAGAGGUUCCCGUGCAUCUGGUGCUGGGGUUGGGAGCACAUCUUUGGCUCCGAUCCUGCCUCUGCAUUGCAAACAGCAACAUUUUGGUGGCCUCACUUCAACCCUGUGUGCAUGUCCUGGGGUCGCUUUUGGGAUUUGCUCCUCCAGCUGCACUAAGUCGAAGGGAGUUGGGAAACUCUUCAUGCCAUGAAUUGGAGAUGAUGGGGUUGUGUGAUUUCAGCCCGGGUGGUAGAAUCAGGGGCUGCUCUUUGCCUCGAGGUAUGUGCUCACAGCAUCUCCCAGAGCCCAAAUACAUCCUAAGGAGUCUGGGAUGGUGACCUGAGCCCAGGGGCUUCUAUAGGACCCCCAGCUCAGCUGUGGCAGGAGGGCUGUGAUUGCUGCUGGGCAAGUAACGCUGCCGGGAGUGCGGAGGCAGCAGGGAGAAGGCGUGCACAUAUGCUGCAGCUCGCCCUGCUCUUUUUGUGCAGCGCUCGCGCUGCCGCGAUGCCAAGCUGGGAUUCUUUGGUGUCUCAUAGGGCUGUGCCGCUCCAUCCCUGCCCUGGUGGCGGGGUCAUGGGGGUCCCCUCUCCCCAUCUUUACAACCCAGUGAGGGUUGGGGCUGAGAGUUCAGGAGGGUGGGAUAACACACGGUGUCCCUGCCUGGAGCACCCUCCUUGGAACGUGCAUCCUCUCUGCAGACAGGUGUUCCCACCACUCCGUGCUGCUGGUUCCCCACUUCCAACCCCAACGAUGGGGAGAAGGGGCUUUCCCCAUUCGCUGCCCCCCAAAACCCUUUGGUUUUCUGCAUGCUGCUGACCAGAGCCACAGUGCUUCCAUCUUGCCCAUCUUUGCAGGCGUUCAAGGCCAGGUUGGAUGGGGCCUGAUCUGGUGGGGGUGUGACCAACCCACGGCAUGGGGGUAGGAACUGGGUAAUUUUUAAGGUCCCCUCCAACCUAAGCCAUUCUGUGAUCUGUUUGUCCAUCCAUCUGUUGUUCUCUCCCUCCAUCUGCCCCCCACUCCAGCCAUCCAACCUAACUGUACAUCCAUCCAUCCUAUCCAUCCAUCCAUGCAUUCUACCUGUACUUCUCUCCUUCCUUUCAUCUCCUCAUUGUCCAUCCAUCCUGUCCGUGUGCUCAUCCAUUUAUCCUAUCCAUCCAUCUGUUCAUCAUGCAGAAUUUUUGCUGGAGGUGUUCAAGAAGCAUUUAGCUGUUGUACUGAGAGACGUGGUUUAGUGGGAAAUACUGGUGAUGGGUGGAUGGUUGGACUGGAUUGAUCUUGGAGGUCCUUCCCAACCAUGGUCAUUCUGCGAUCAUCCAUCCACUCCAUCCCUGCAUCCAUCCAUCUUCAGGACAGCCAGUGCUGGACCCCUUUGUGCCAAAAAUGUUUGGAGGGGAAGAGAAAGGUCCCUGCCAUGGGAGCGAAGCUUGCGUCCUAAAUGAAGCCAGAUCAUCCGCCAUGGGAUCGGUGGGAACCGAGCGCUUCAAGGAGCUGAGCCCCGUGGCGACGCCCGAGGGCAACGUGGUGAUGAGCUUCAGCUUCGACAGCUACCAGCUGGAGGAGGACGAGCUGCAGCGGGGCAGCCAGGCCAAGGGCGUGCUCACCUUCAUGGAGCCCGUUUCUGAAGACCCCGAGCCACAGGACCGAUACCACGGGAUCUACUUCGCCAUGCUGCUGGCUGGCGUUGGAUUUCUCCUGCCAUACAACAGCUUCAUCACCGAUGUGGACUACCUGCACCACAAAUACCCAGGGACCUCCAUUGUCUUUGACAUGAGCCUCACCUACAUCCUGGUGGCUUUGGUGGCCGUCAUCCUCAACAACGCGCUGGUGGAGCUGCUGAGCCUGCACACCCGCAUCUCCGUGGGCUACCUCUUUGCCCUGGGCCCCCUGCUCUUUGUCAGCAUCUGCGAUGUCUGGCUGGAGCUCUUCACCCGCCGGCAAGCCUACGCCAUCAACCUGGUGGCCGUCGGGGUGGUGGCCUUCGGCUGCACAGUGCAGCAAUCCAGCUUCUAUGGCUACACGGGGCUGCUGCCCAAGCGCUACACGCAGGGGGUGAUGACGGGAGAGAGCACCGCCGGGGUCAUCAUCUCACUCAGCCGCAUCUUCACCAAGCUGCUGCUGUCGGAUGAGAAGGAGAACACGGUCAUCUUCUUCUUCAUCUCCAUCGGCAUGGAGCUGACGUGCUUCAUCCUUCACCUCCUGGUGAAGCGCACUCGCUUCGUCCGUUACUACACCUCCUGCUCCCGCAAGGGCCACUCUGAGCCCCGCGGGGCCAGCGACCACAGGACAGGCUACCGCGUCCACCACGACGUCACCGCUGAAGACAUCACGUUUGAGGACCGGCCGCAGGGACAGCCGGCGUCUCCCCAUGGCAGCCCGUGCCCUGAAGCUGAGCUGGCCGGCAGCGGCACCUACAUGCGCUUCGACGUCCCCCGGCCCAAAAUCAAGAGGAGCUGGCCCAGUUUCAGAGCCAUGCUGCUCCACCGCUACGUCGUGUCGCGGCUCAUCUGGGCCUACAUGCUGUCCAUCGCCAUGACCUACUUCAUCACGCUGUGCCUCUUCCCCGGGCUGGAGUCGGAGAUCCACAACUGCACGCUGGGGGAAUGGCUCCCCAUCCUCAUCAUGGCCAUCUUCAACCUCUCUGAUUUUGUCGGCAAGAUCCUGGCUGCCCUGCCUUAUGACUGGAGAGGAACCCACCUCCUCAUCUACUCCUGCCUCCGCGUCGUCUUCAUCCCUCUCUUCAUCAUGUGUGUCUACCCCAACGGGCAGCCCGCCUUUGGCCACCCCGCCUGGCCCUGCAUCUUCUCCCUCCUCAUGGGCAUCACCAAUGGCUACUUCGGCAGCGUCCCCAUGAUCCUGGCUGCUGGCAAAGUGAGCCCCGAGCAGCGGGAGCUGGCAGGUAGGGUCGCACCACCCUGGGGAGGCCAUGUGGGGUGGCCAUGUGGGGUGACACCCCGUGUCCCUCUCCGCAGGGAACACCAUGACCGUGUCCUACAUGACGGGCUUGACACUGGGCUCAGCCGUGGCUUAUUUUGCCUACAGCCUCACCAGUACAUCCCACAGUAGCUGUUUCUACACCGAAACCUCCAAUGGCUCCUUCCUGGGGGGGUUCUGAGCCCCGGGGCCGGGCAAUGGGGCCAGGAUGGGACCAGGCCCUGCUGCCAUCCCCCAUGGCCCUCACUGCCCAUCCAGGUGGUCCCAGGGGGCUGUGCAGGGCCACUUCUUGGGCUGAUGGCCCCCAGUGUUGUUGGUCCCUAUGUUCCCGGGGAGUCCCCCUGGGCAGUGGUGUUGGGAAGGAUCUUCUCCUGUUUGUACCCUUGCCAAGGAGCAAAAUAUAGCAGAACCCCAAAGGGAAUGGGAAUGGCACUGGGGAAGAGAGCGAGGGCGGGCUAUUGAGGAAGAGGAGCAGGGGAGGAAGGUGGCUCCAGGAUGGGCUUUGAUUGAUGGUGCUGCAGCUUUCCACUGAGGACAGCUUGAAUUCAUGACCCCCACCCUUCCCCAUGCUCCAGUCGCCAUGUAAAAGCCCCACUACCGCUGCCUGGAAAAGGAAAAAAAAAAAGUAGUUUUUUUUGUUCUUCUUCUGGGCCCUGACUCUUGUCCCCAGAUCUGUGCUGUGGGUCUGCCUGCAGGCUGCAGUGGGCUGGGGGGGAAUUGCAAUGCCCAGGCGGGGGGGGUAUCAAUGGCAAGGCACUGUGGGUGCUGCCCAGGGCCACUGCUGAGCUUCAACUUGUAUCAGUCAUGUAAAUCAAACUGAAACCAGACUACAUCUUUGCAAUGCCCCCUUCUCUUAGCUGUGCUGUUGGGCUGGGACCCCUAGCAGAUCCUUGGGAAAAAGGCUUCGGGCUAUGUGGGUACCAACUCAGCCAGGCAGGGGAGACACAAAGAAACACCAGUCCUACCCCCUCCCAAAAAUAAGAGCCAUGAGCUGUGGGCACCUCCAGCCCAGCUGCCCCCCAGGCCCUGCUGCAGAAUUCCCACUCCAAGCCCAUCCUUACCAGCAUCGCCGGCUUUGGGAUUUCCUAAUCAAUAAACACUUUUUGGUUUUGCCUUUA